CUCUACACCCCCGAAACAUUCCAUAAAUAACCAAACACUUCCCACGCAAAUAGACAGUUUUACCCUCACCUUCUCCCCUAUUUCCCUCCAUGUCCUCAUCCCCCAUCGCGAAACCCUAUCUCAUCUACGGCGAUCCAAUGGAGGAGGGAUUCGCCGAGAGCUCGUCGCCGUCGAGGCCAUCCCCCCUCUCUCCCACCGACAUCAAGGCCGGGAUCUACGCGAGGCUCGUCGAGAUCGGCAACGACGAGGCCGCCUCCGACCCCGACUUCUUCGCUCGGAUCGAGGCUCACUUCGGCCGGUUGCCUCCGAGCUAUGGGCUGGAUAUGAGCGUUGAUAGAGCUGAGGAUGUUGUUCUUCAUCGGAGAAUUCUUGCGGAGGCGAAGGAUCCGAGCAAGCGGCCGGUCUUCCAUGUUCGAUUCUCGAAGUUUCUUCAGACAAGAGGGGAUGAGGAUGAUGAUCUACGACAAUCUACAAAAGUUUGUUCCACUUCAGAAAGGUGCAAGAACGCCAGAAACGGAGAAGAAAAGCCACCAAAUUCCAGGAUCAAAGAUCGCGGAAUUGAUUUUGAACCUUGCUCAAAGCUUGGGGGCUUGAAUCUGGGAAUGAGAAAAGGUGCUAAUUAUGUAGGAGAUAGAAGCUCUCUCGUGGAUGUUGGAAGACAUGAUCAUGUGCGUAUUCCGAUUCAUGAGGUUAUCUUUUCAACCCUUGAUAAGCCCAAGCUACUUUGCCAGUUGUCCGCAUUGCUCUCUGAUAUUGGGCUAAACAUCCGGGAAGCUCAUGUUUUUUCCACAACUGAUGGUUACUCUUUGGAUGUAUUUGUUGUUGAUGGAUGGCCUGAGAAGGGGACCGAUGGUUUGCAUAAAGCACUAAUGGAAGCAAUCACAAAAAAUGAGUGUUUGUGGUCUGGGUCAUCUCGUUCAUCAGCCAUAGAAGAGAUACUGGAGAUACAAACAAAAGUUGGUGGCUGGGAAAUAGACAAACGAUCAUUGAAGAUCGGAGAGAAGCAAACAUCUGGAUCUUGUGGAGACUUGCAUCAUGGAACUUACAUGGGGCAGGAUGUUGCUAUAAAAGUCAUUUGCUCCGAGCACUUAAAUGAAGCUCUUGAGAUAGAGUUUGCUCAAGAAAUAAUGAUUUUAAGGGAAAUCCAACAUAAGAAUGUUGUUCGCUUUAUUGGAGUAUGUACAAAGCCUCCACAGUUCUGUAUAGUCACAGAGUACAUGCCUGGAGGAAAUCUCUAUGACUUCCUGCACAAACAUAACAAUUUUUUGGAGCUUUCUCAGUUGCUAAAGUUUGCCAUUGAUGUCAGCAAAGGGAUGGAGUAUUUGCACCAAAGCAACAUUAUUCACAGGGACUUGAAGACUGCUAACCUGCUGAUGGAUGCAAACAAUGUAGUGAAGGUUUCAGACUUUGGGGUAGCUCGUUUUCAAAGUCAAGGAGUAAUGACGGCGGAAACUGGAACAUACCGAUGGAUGGCACCUGAGGUCAUCAAUCAUCAGCAGUAUGAUCAAAAAGCAGAUGUGUUCAGUUUUGCAAUUGUUCUAUGGGAGUUAGCAACAUCUAAGGUCCCUUAUGAUACCAUGACCCCCUUGCAAGCUGCUUUAGGAGUGAGUCAGGGGUUGCGCCCUGAACUUCCGGCAAAAACACACCCUAAAUUGGUCGAUUUGAUGCAAAAAUGCUGGGAUGCUUUACCUGCUAAAAGACCCUCUUUUGUGGAGAUCACAGCUGAGCUUGAAGACCUCUUGGGAAAGGUUCAGGCAAACGGAGGACAAGUAAUUUAAUUGUGAAGAGGGCAUCAUAGCAAACGUUUAGGAGACCGUUGAGUGGAAAACUAUUUCAGAGAUGGAGAUGGUUCAAAGCCCGUAGAGUGUAAAUGAUUUGAGGCAUAUUUCAGUCUGCAAUUUUGUUAUUAUCAAUGCUUGAGGUCACUAAUUUCGUUUAUUUGGUUUCAAUCUCUUAAGUUAUAUUUUGGGACUCUGGAUUUCCCAUGAAAGUUCGUGGGGGGAAAACCUACCGUUCUACUUUUAUGUGUAAAUAUAGGCUAGUAUUGUCAACGGAUGAGGAUUUACGAGAGGCUAUCAUUUUUCUUGCAAUGAGAUCAGUGAAAUAUUUCUCCUU
Asparagus officinalis (garden asparagus) is the source of this 2115-nucleotide messenger RNA. RefSeq names its product serine/threonine-protein kinase STY8-like. Bases 90 to 1778 code for a protein of 562 amino acids. The transcript is spliced from 16 exons. Gene Ontology annotation, biological process: protein phosphorylation. The record is from RefSeq and is a predicted model, not a curated record. NCBI's taxonomy places the organism in Eukaryota, Viridiplantae, Streptophyta, Magnoliopsida, Asparagales, Asparagaceae. Gene Ontology annotation, molecular function: protein kinase activity; ATP binding.